This is a messenger RNA of Dentiscutata heterogama, 120 nucleotides long. The record is from the annotation of a GenBank genome assembly. NCBI's taxonomy places the organism in Eukaryota, Fungi, Glomeromycota, Glomeromycetes, Diversisporales, Gigasporaceae.
UUGGGGUCGAUAACCGUCGGCAAAUAUGCGGAUUUUGUAGUAAUCGAUCGUGAUAUAAUGAACAUCCCAGAACAAGAAAUAAUUAACACAGCUGUAUUAACAACUGUAUUCGGUGGUCAG